GCGUUCAGUCGAGUAAAAAGCACUUCGGUGGUCAAGAUGGCGAAGAUAGCUUGAACUUUACGAAUGGUUUCUAAUGAUGGAGAGUGAGGUGAGUCUGGUAGCAGGCCGCAGCCAGAGAGAAAAGAGGAGAUCUUACAAAGAUCUCCUGCGAGAAGAGGAGAUCAUUGAUGCGGAGGUUCGCAAGUCCUCAAAGAAACGUCCAAAGGACCCUGAGGGGCUUCCUGCAAGCAGUGAGAUUCCCAAGAAGAAAAAGAAGAAGCAUGACGAUGAUUAUCAACACAAAGAUCAUGGCUCUGGGUCGCACCACAAAAAGAAGAAAAGGCUGUCAGAGAUCCAUGGCUCUUCCCUGCCCUCACCUGCCCCCUCCAGCUCCCCCCAGACUGCCGUGACUGCCAUGGGUCUCCUCCAGGCCAUCACCUCCCCUACGGCUGUGGGCUCAGAACCAAGCCCCACGCUCCCCAAGAAGCCUUCGUACCCUUCUCUCCCCUCAGGGAAGGAGCGCCGGAGAGAGGGCGUGGUGGCACCCAAGUCUGCCAAAAAGAAGCAGCACAUAGUACGAGAGGCACUGCCUGUGGUCGGAGAGGAGGUGGAGCUCGAAGGGCAUUAUGGGGGAUCGUACGAUCCGUUGGACGAUGACAGCUCUUCCUCGGCAGAGGGCACGGAAAGUGGACAGCUGGUCAUUGAUGACUCCUUCACGCCAUAUAGCAAGAAGAGCAAAAAGAGCAAGAAAAGCAAGAAGAAGAAAGAUAAGGAGAGGGAGCAGAGACGCAGCAGCAAAAGCACGAAGAAAACAGGAGCAGACAACGGCAGCUCACAGGAUGGUUUAUAUGGAAUGGGACGAUCAGGAUUUCACAGUGAGAAGAAGAGAAAGAAAGAAGAGAAGGCCAGGUUAAAGGCUGAGAAGGUGAAGCAGAAGGUGCUUACAGCAUAUCAGAUAUUCUGUAAGGAGUACAGGAUAAGCAUCCUGGAAGAGCAGCCGGGUCUGGACUUUGGGGAUCUGAGUAAGAAACUGGCAGAUGCUUGGAAGCAGCUCCCCGAGGGAGACAAACAGGUGUGGCGGGAGAGGGUGGAGUAUCUACAGCACAAACAAAUGAAGUCCGGAGCAGCCGCAGGAAAACACAGCAAACACAGCCAACCCAGACCUGCCAAAGACACCAACAAAACUAAAGGUGUUGCAACGUUCCCGGGUGUCGUUACCUCAGCAACAGGAACGCCCACAACAGCAGGUGUCCCCAAGAGGGCGGAGCCAGUGGUUUCCCUGGCGCAGAAUGGGGCGGUUCCGGUUCCUGCAACUGAGGCCUUGUCCUCCCCGCUCAGAGACCCGGAUGUGGACCCUAUCGAUGCCGCAGCCCACCUGCAGCUGCUGGGGGAGUCACUCUCCCUCAUUGGUCGCAGGCUGCAGGAGACUGAGGGUAUGGUGACUGUCUCGGGCUCCCUCUCUGUGCUAUUGGACUCUAUGCUGUGUGCUUUGGGUCCUCUGGCGUGUCUCACUGCUCAGGUGCCAGAACUCAACGGCUGUCCUGCUCACAUACUGUCAAACACUCUGGACAAUAUAGCCUAUGUCAUGCCUGGACUCUAAACACUACCAGGAUCGUCUCUCACCCAUACAAAUACACUCUGUGUCCCUCUCUGGAUAAAGGACCUUAGCUGAUAGCUCCUCACGUUCAGGCUUUUGGUGGCCUAAACAACUGGUUUUCGAGGAAAGGACUUGAAUUGCACAUUUUUGCACUGGACAGACCACAGGAACAUGUCUACUUUUAACAUGCUUCUUAAUCCAUUGUUCCAUUUUUAUCCUGUUUUUGUUUUUUUUGUAUUUCUGUUGGUGUGUGUUUGGUUGUUCUUUCAAUUAAAAGUAUUUUAGCGAUCUCUUUUAAAUGAUGUGCAGCU
Molecule: messenger RNA, 1887 nt
Organism: Electrophorus electricus (electric eel)
Lineage: Eukaryota; Metazoa; Chordata; Actinopteri; Gymnotiformes; Gymnotidae
Gene: hmgxb4b
Product: HMG box domain containing 4b
Source: RefSeq, a predicted model, not a curated record